AUGUUUACUUACUGUCACUCUGCUGCUGUCCUUGUUGUGUUAGUGUAUGUUAACGAUAUUAUCUUAACUGGCAGUAGCUCCUCCUCCAUGACCAAGGUCCUCUCUGAUCUUGGUUCUCACUUUGCUAUUAAGGACUUGGGUCAGUUGCACUAUUUCUUGGGUAUCCAGGUCCAUUAUUCUACUUCUGGUCUUCAUUUAACUCAGCACAAAUAUAUACAAGAUCUUUUGCAUCGUGUUGAGUUGUUGGACUCUAAGGUCUUUCACACCCCUAUGACCACAGCUACUGUUCUCUUUGCUCAUGAUGGCACACCUUUGCCUGAUGGCACUCAAUACAGGAGCAUUGUGGGUGCUCUUCAGUACUGCACAUUGACACGCCCCGAUAUCUCCUUUGCUGUGAACCGGGUUUUCCAAUAUAUGCAUUCUCCUUCCGAUACACAUUGGCAAGCCGUCAAAUGCAUUUUGCGUUAUCUCAAAGGCACGGCUCACCAUGGAUUACUGCUUCAGCCAUGUUCCGAUUUCAAUCUCUUAUGCUACAUUGAUGCCGCUUGGGCCUCCUGUCCCGAUGAUCGACGAAGUAUUGGUGCGUAUUGUAUUUUUCUGGGACAUAAUCUUAUUUCCUGGUCUUCCUCCAAGCAGCGUGUGGUGUCUAGAUCUAGCACGGAGUCCGAAUUCCGCGCUUUUGCCGACAGUGUUGCCGAGCUUUCCUGGGUUAAGUUUCUUCUACGUGAUCUUUGUAUGCAACAACGUUAUGCUCCUCUUCUUCUCUGUGAUAACAUCAGCACUACAUACCUCACCGCCAACCCCAUCCUUCAUGCUCGUACUAAACAUGUUGAUAUUAAUUUUCAUUUCAUACGUGAAUGUGUUUAG
Humulus lupulus (European hop) is the source of this 867-nucleotide messenger RNA. RefSeq lists its product as uncharacterized. The coding region runs from base 1 to 867 and encodes 288 amino acids. NCBI's taxonomy places the organism in Eukaryota, Viridiplantae, Streptophyta, Magnoliopsida, Rosales, Cannabaceae. The record is from RefSeq and is a predicted model, not a curated record. The transcript has a single exon.